CGAUGAGAAUAGUAGAACUUUGAGCACUCGAAUAGGGCAGAAAUCAAAAGGUAAAGAUUGAAGCUCCUUCUUCAGUUCUUCCCCAUCGCUUGAUCGCUAUCUAGAGACCAGAAAUCGAAUGGGCAGAUAUUGAAGCUCCUUCAGAUAUUGAGAACAGAAAUUGAAGAGUCUUAAAACACUGAUACAUGUGGCUUGAAAGUAUUAUCUUUUCUUGGAAAAUUUAACGAAGAAAGAGAGAACAGUAUCAUUCCAGGUGGAUUGUGAUGUUGCAGUUACCCCAAUUGUCCCCUCAGAUGAUGACGGAGAGGAAGAGACUGGAUCCGGAGUGACGAUCUUUGCGGAAUGAAGGACAUAGUCAUUUAAAUGAGAGGGACGACGACGCAUGCGAGGCGGAAGGGGUGGAGGUAUAGGCGGUGGAGAAGUGGUCUCCACCGGAGAAGACACGGCGCUGUCGUCGUCUGAUGAAGAGAUGGGGGAACUGGCGGGACUGGACGAAGAAGAGGACGGGGACGGAGACUGUGACACUGCCGGCUGGUGGGUGGGGACUGGUACGGCAGUCGGGGCUGGAGACACUGCCGGAACCUAGGGUUUUGGGUCGGCAGGGGUGACGGA
Messenger RNA from Cuscuta campestris, 612 nucleotides. Lineage: Eukaryota; Viridiplantae; Streptophyta; Magnoliopsida; Solanales; Convolvulaceae. The record is from the annotation of a GenBank genome assembly.